Molecule: messenger RNA, 516 nt
Organism: Penaeus indicus
Lineage: Eukaryota; Metazoa; Arthropoda; Malacostraca; Decapoda; Penaeidae
Product: serine protease inhibitor 88Ea-like
Exons: 3
Coding region: 1-516 (171 amino acids)
Source: RefSeq, a predicted model, not a curated record
AUGAAGUGGCUGGCGUUGGCAGCGAUCCUGGCGACGACGACCCCGACCUCAGUGACCGCCCAGUGCUUCUCUCAGAAUGACCGCGUGGUUACCCCCUCGAGCUCGGAGCUGUCCCAACUCACCCGCUUCGCCGUGGCCCUGUACAAGGACAUGCUGGCCCGAAACACCACCGGGAACUACCUGGUGUCGCCCUACAGCGUGUGGAAGGCCCUCACCCUCGCGUACUUCGGGUCGUCGGGGAACACCCAGGCUGAGCUCGAGGGCGUUCUCGGGACGGAGGACAAGAUCUCCUCGCUGAAGGUGUGGAGUCACCUCGACCGCCUGUACGGCACAGAACAGAGCAGCGAAGACGCGGGCGUGCUGAUGGAGGGGCGGGCGUACCUCAGUGGGCGUCGAUCCCUCAGGCCGUGCGUGGAGGAGAUACUCGAAGACGCCCUUCGCACUCUCGACUUCUCCAACCAGUUAACACUGAGACCAGUUCAAGAUGAAAUGCCGAAAGGUGGGGCAGCCACUUAG